Molecule: messenger RNA, 1877 nt
Organism: Solea senegalensis (Senegalese sole)
Lineage: Eukaryota; Metazoa; Chordata; Actinopteri; Pleuronectiformes; Soleidae
Exons: 9
Coding region: 215-1318 (367 amino acids)
Source: RefSeq, a predicted model, not a curated record
CUCUUUUAAUCUUUGUAUAUUUAUACGACACCGGCUUCCUGGAGGACGAUUAGAAAGAAGAAUACUCACCUGUUAUUGUUUAUCCAGUCAUGCAGUUAUUUAUUCAUCUGAUUCAGUGAGUUGAACAACAAACGCAUUAUCCCCGGACGUUGACUUCGACAUAAAGUGCUAGAUUACGUUUUGUUUUGGUGACACCGACAGACGCAGCCACAUCAUGUCAGGAUUAAAAUAUCACAUGUCACUGCCGGUGGCUGUGGGUGUCCUGGUGGUCGGCCUCCCAUACUCCAUCUCUCUUGUUGCCCAGUGGGCUUAUGGAUGGCCCAAUAAGCCUGGAUAUAAGAAGUACAUAGAAGCUCUAAAACCAAGGCGAAUAUACUGUUUGACCAUAGCUGUCCUGGAAAGUCUCAAGUAUCUGCAGUAUGGGAGACUUUACUUUCAGGGGAAGUCUUGGUACACGAAUGACAACAAUCAUAUGCAUUGUGAAAAAGCCAUUGUCUUUGGUCGUCGAGGCAACAAGCUGGACUUCUACCACCCACCAAACAAGCCCGAAGGUGCUCCUGCCCCGCUGGUAGUUUUCAUCUAUGGGGGUGCGUGGGGAUCAGGAGAAAGAGCCACAUACUGUCUGCUGGCCAGACACAUGGCUGAAGAACUGAAUGCACCUGUCAUUUGUCCAGAUUACUGCACCUAUCCAAAGGGGAAUGUUUUAGGAAUGGUACAAGAUAUCGCUGACUGCUUGGUCUGGGCCCAAGAGAGCGGACAGAAGUUCAACUUUGACAAAGACAAUGUCGUGUUAAUUGGCCAUUCAGCAGGUGCACACCUGUGUGCUUUGACCACGCUGUUUCUCACCGACACAAGAGAGGAGCUGUUCAUUGAGGCCAAUAAACAACGGGAUAUUACAAUGGCGAUCAAAGGAGUUAUUGGUCUGAGUGGCGUGUACAACAUCAUGGACCACUAUGAGCAUGAGCAGAAGCGAGCAGUUGAAUACGUGUCCACUAUGCACAAAGCCAUGAAUGGAGAGGAAAACUUUCCAUACUACUCACCAUCACACUCACUAAAAACACUCAGCCAGGACAAACUUAACAGGGUGCCUCCAUUUGCUCUGCUCCAUGGGACCAGUGACACUGUCGUUCCCGUUGAAUCGUCCACAAAGUUCUCUGAACUUCUCACCUCGCUGUCAGUGAAAGUGUCACUUUACCUGCUGCCGAGAGUCAAUCACGUUGAGAUUGUGACUGACCUCAUGGCAUCAGACAGACGCUUCUACCAUCCCAUCUACAGCUGUGUCAAACAGGAGUACAGGAAACUUACGGGAACCUGCUGACGCCAGUCACCGUGAAAGACAUUUUAACUGCUCAUUCCUUACUAAUAUUAAAUGAUUGUGCCACUUAACAGUAUCUACUCUUAAUACCUCAUGAUGACUCAUAUUUAGCCUUUAUGUUUUUGCUUGUGAUUCCAUUAAAUGUGAACUGAAGAGACUGCAGUGCAUAUGUCUUGGAGAGGUUUCACCCACACUACAGUGUACACAAAUAAGUAAACUUGAAAUGAAUUAAUUUUAACCAUACACAUAAAACUAAAUCUUAAUCCUUAAAAAAAGAAAGAAAACAAAAAAAACACCUUAUAGUUAUGAGGACCUGUAAAAUAUAAAGAUGGGAUUUGAACCAAAAUUUGUAUUAUCGUGUAUUAAGUUUUAUAUAUAGAUAAACUAUAUAUAAAAAAUAACUUGUUGUUGUUGCAUUUAUGAAAUUUAAGAACUAUACAAAAAGAAAACACCAAAAACAUAGGCCUGUCUUGAAAUAAACCACAUAACGUUGUUGAUCUAUUUCAGUCCUUCUGUAUUUGUGGAAAAUUGAUUUAAAAUAAAGUAACCCACUUUGAAAUAA